AUGGAGUGUAUGCUAAAUUAUAUUGGUGCAUUCAUCUCAUUAUUGUCAAUCUCGUUCAUUUUGCUAUUAUGUUUCUGUUGGAAUAAAAAACAAAGCUUGAUACAAAAAGGGAGUAAUUCACAUCAUGAUGUUAGCGUUAAAUCUUGUCAGAAAACUAAUCAUAUUGAUCAUAAACGUUUCAUAUCUCGAUGUAAACAACUCUAUCGAAAUGAUUGUAAUGCCUCGGUGACUGUUUCCAAUGAUUUUAAGCCUAAUCAUAUAUUAAUUGAAACUUCAAAUCUUGUAACAAAUGAAAGUGAUUUAGCUUAUGCUACUACAAUUGAACUAAGAGAAAAUCUGAAUAAUAGAAAGAUUAUACCGCCUGGUUACCAAUUACUACGUCAAGAAAGUAAUUCACAUCGAAAUUGUGAACUCCCACCGGUGCCCACAUAUUCAAACACAAAUUUCACUGAGAACAAACAGACUAAAUCGAGUAAUGAUGAAUCAAAGAAUAUUCUAGAAGAUACUAGUGAUCAACUGAUGUAUUAUUCAGUUCAAACUGUUAAAAGAUCAAUUGAAAAUGAUCAACACUUGUAUGAUAUAGCCAUUCCUGUAUUACGUCCAAAUAAAUCACGUACUGGUACUUUUGAAUUGAACAAUCAAUUCCUUUAUUCGUUAUGUGAUGAUCAAGCAUCCGAUUCUGAUGGAUUGUAUGCCAGUGUCAGUCAUCCUCUGUCUAAUAAUGAUGAAGAGGCUUUACGUAAUAACAUGAGACGUACAAGUAUGAAUACAAAAAUUAAUAGUCGAUUACAUAAUGAUAUAAAUGAAACUAACGGAAGUACUCAAAGAAGAUGUGAAUUCUGUCAAUCACCUUAUUAUUCACAAUUGAAAGAUGAUUCAGAUGUAAACAGUAGUGAUAAGAAUAGAACAAUAACUACUACUUCUACUGCCGUUGUUUCAACUACUGAUACCAUCCAAUUCACUGAACUUCCCACUGGGAUUUCAAUUGAUAAUGAUGCAACUACUAUCAACAACAUCUCUUGUGAAUGUCAUUCAUCUAAACAAUCUACUUCUUAUCUCCUUAGAAAAGUUGAUGAUUUCGAUAAAUAUUCCACAAAUCCUCCUUCUUACUCUUUUGGUCAUUUAUAUGCUCAAGUUACACCACGCAUCAAAUCUCGUCAAACUGUCAAUUGCCCCGAGACUGCUUCUGACAGUAGUGUUUACAGUUCCAACUAUACACGACCACCAAUACCAGCAAGAGGUUAUGAUCAGACAGAUAUUGAUCUAGUGAACCAAAUAAGAAAUUGCUCUCAAUCAAGUGAAAAUAGGAACAUGGAAUCAUGUUGUAAAAUCCUUGCAGUGAAUCCUUCCCAGAAAAAUCAAAUUAAUGUUACUGGAUCGACUAGUUUACAAAGUGAUGGGCUACUGUUGACUAAUUCACGUUGUAAUGAUGAUACUGGCGGUAUCAGUAGUAUCCAUCCAUUGAUGACAAACUGUCAAUUAGAUUCCAAUUAUCGUUAUAUUAGUGUUCGUGAAUCAUUGGCCAAUCUACGUGCUAGAAAUGCAUUACCUAUUUUGUAUAAUAUAAUAAAACGUGAUCAUAAUCAGCCUUAUCACAGUUUUGAUGAUUCUGAUACUAAUCAGGAGUCUUCAGACUAUGAACGUAUAUAUCCUGUUACAUCUACCGAAUCCACUAUUCUAGUUAACUGUAUCAAUACUGGUCUAUGUGAUAAACAACUUGAACAUUCCUACACGGAGUUGUCAGGUUCUAAUCAUGAUAGUGGUGCCUAUGCUCAAGUCUAUUCCACUAUAUCAACUGAUUCAAUAUUAACAACAACUGAACCAUCCAAUCCAUUUAGUCAUAUUGUAAAUUCACAUCCCAGUGGUGAUGGUAUUAUUGUUCCCAAAGAUUUUUCUCAUAACAAUAGUGGUAAUAAUAGUAAUAAUCUUAUUAGUAACAAAAGUGAGGCUAUGGAGACUUCAGUGUCAGCAGGUGUAUCGCCUUCUAGCUUUAACAACCCUGACGUGGAUGGAGCUAUUUACAAUGUGCCAAAAUUAUUGCCCAAUUCAUCAAAUAGUCUGAAUGACAGAAUGUUAGCUGAAAUACAAGCCUUUCGUCAUAUGGAUAGCGAAUUGGACUUGACUCAGUCUGCGAAAACCUUGGUGACUGAUAUUAUCAAAGGCGAUCGCACAUGUACAAUAAAUUCAGUUUUGGAUGAAUACAAUAUUGAUUUACAAGGUGAACAUGUGACUGAAAUUGUUUCUCUUCUAAAUUGUCAAUUGAAACCUAAUAAGAUUGUUAAUACUGGAACAAUUUCAUCAAAAUCUCAAAUUAACAAUAAUCCUACUGAAGUGUCAUUGAUGACUUCAUUAAUGGAAGAAUAUUCUUCAACAAAUGAAUUAUCAUCAUCAUCAUCAUCAUCAUCAAAGAUAUAUGGGAAACAGUUAGAUUGUAAGAAUAAGACUAUAGAUCAUUGUACACCAUCAUCAUCAUUAUCUUCUUCAUUGUAUCAUUCAUCAAUUCUAUCACCAUCAUCUUUAUGUAAAUCAAUUAAAUCACCUUUAGUUUUUUCUGUUUAUGAUCUUCACUGUAAUCAUACUACUAGUUGUAAUGAUGUUGUUAUUAUUAACACUGGGAAUCAAUAUAUUACUUCAAAAUAUUCUACGUUAUCAUCUUCUUCAACGGUUACUGUUACAGCACCAUUUGCAUAUACUGAACUCACUUGUAUAUCAGAUCUAUCAACAUAUGAUGAUAUUGAUAAUUUAUCAUUGACAUCAACAUUUAAUAAAUCUACUACUACUCACACUACUACUACUAAUACUACUAACAAUAGUACUACUUAUUACAAUCCAACUAAAAGUGUAAAUAAUUUAAGCAAUGGAGGUAUUAGUAUACGUAGUGUCGAUAGGAGUUAGUUUUUUUUUGUCCUGUUGUUUGUAUUACUACCUCUCUUUAUCAUUUGAUUGGUGUCCUCUUUGUGUCUCCCUCUCCCCCCCCCCUCGGCCUACUGUCUGUCUAUCAACAUUCCUCUGUCUACUCUACAAAUUCUAUGCUGUUCCUUACAUCGAUUAUUGAUUUAUUGAUUGUUUAACGCUAUCAAUCGGUCGCAUUUAUUACUAUUAUUAUUAUUAUUAUUAUUAUUACGGAAAUGAAUAUACUUCCUGUUUAUUUACUUUGAUAUAGCCAAGUAAGCCAUCGUGGUUGUGUUUUUUGCCCAUUGUUGUUGUCUGUUGAUUAUGGAGGAUAAUUUCAAUUGUUUUUUUUUCAGUGAUUUGUUAUUAUGUUAACGAUUUAUCUUUUGUAAUUGAUUUAUUGUUUUGUUUUAGGGGAGUAUAUUUU
Messenger RNA from Heterobilharzia americana, 3319 nucleotides. Lineage: Eukaryota; Metazoa; Platyhelminthes; Trematoda; Strigeidida; Schistosomatidae. The record is from the annotation of a GenBank genome assembly.